AGAGUCUGUAUAGUUACCAGCGAGUUUACAGAAGUGUUAGCAACGAAGCGAAACCGCUAGGCCAGCUAAUGCAGCGCAACGAGCCAAAAGAGUCAGAAACCGAAUGUCUCAUCUCCCUACUGGACACAAAUGUACUAUUUAUCACAAUGAUACCGCUGCUUUGAACACUCUUCGAGGAAACAGAGACAAACACUCGCCAAUCCUUCUACUUGUUCAAGCGUCGAAAUAAAGCAGUUGUGUUCAGGUGUGAAUGACCGACGUGGUGCCCCCCACUGCCCUCAGCGAAAUCAAGCUCCGUCUCCUGUGCCAAGAUGACAUAGACAGCAUUAAAGUACUCUGUGGUGACUGGUUCCCCAUUGAGUAUCCUGACUCAUGGUAUCAUGACAUCACGUCGAACAAAAAGUUUUUCUCUUUGGCUGCAACCUUCAAGGGCGGCAUCGUGGGGAUGAUUGUGGCGGAAAUAAAAGGCAGAACCAAAGUACACAAAGAGGAUGGGGACAUUCUGGCCUCCAGCUUUCCUGUUGACACUCAGGUUGCAUACAUCCUGAGCUUAGGCGUGGUGAAGGAGUUUCGAAAACAUGGAAUAGGCUCCCUUUUGCUGGACAGUCUGAAGGACCACAUCUCCACCACAGCCCAGGACCACUGCAAGGCCAUCUAUCUGCAUGUGCUCACCACCAAUCUCACAGCCAUUCACUUCUACGAGAACAGAGACUUUAAGCAGCACCACUAUUUGCCCUAUUAUUACUCCAUCCGAGGAGUGCUGAAGGAUGGUUUCACGUAUGUCCUCUACAUCAAUGGCGGUCAUCCUCCUUGGACAAUCUAUGAUUAUAUUCAUCAUAUAGGGUCAGCCCUGGCCAGCCUAAGCCCGUGCUCCAUUCCACAGAGGAUCUACCGGCAAGCACAGAGCCUUCUGCGCAGCUUCCUGCCUUGGUCCGGCCUCUCGUCCAAGAGCGGUAUUGAGUACGGCAGAACCAUGUGAUGGCAACCCACUCCCAGCCUUGCAGGGUGAAGGAGAGCUAUCCCUUUCAGUCUUACCAGCUGGAUACCUGAAGCCUGUUGCUGGUGAUUUUACAAGAAAGCGAUCUCCCAUAACCCUUGUAUUAUAUUUGUACAUAAUAUAUGCCCCUAUUAAUAUAUGCAUUGUCUUUAGUACACUUCCCUCUUGAUAUGAAUUUUCCAGUCCACAUCAUGCCAUUUUAAGUCAUUUCGCUGCUAUGUAGAAAAUGUUUUAUGGUUUACCCACAUCUUUAAUAUAAACAGAUUUUAAUGUGUGCCUGUUCUUCAUAAGAGGACUAAAGAGGUUAGGAGUACUUUCUUCCAGGUGUGUUCUUCAAUAUGGAGUUUUUUGUGUGCAUGUAUCAAGCCAUGUUUUGGUGGUUUAUUUGCACCUUGAAGCAAAGGACCCCUCCCCCUUUUCUAUAUAUAUAUAUAUUUUUUAUUAUCAUUUUGUCUUAUGCAACGUUUUAAGCAAUUGUAUUAAAAGGAUGUGCACAAAGGCAGUGAAUGUAGUGGUGCUGUCAUGGGAGAAGUUAUAGUCAAGGCCAACACCCGCCUCACCCAAUGCUUAAUGCUAAUGUCGGUUUUCAACAGCAUAGUCUUUCCCUGGUCCAUCACACCCAUAAUAUAAAUGCCAUGCAGUAUAUUUUGUUUUUACAUGAGGAAUAGAUGAAUAUAAAAGAUAGCCUGUACAUGACAUUUUUCGAAAGUGCAGUAUGGUUAUUCAGGGAUUUGCACAAGGUGGGAAAAAAAAUUAAAUGCCUCUGUGUUGCAAGUAACUUUACAAUAUAAAAGAUGAGCAAAAUAUCUGACACUUGGGAAUUUGUUGUUGAUUGUGGGCAUCACUGGUCCCAAACACUAAAGGCAUGCUUGAGAAAACAGGAUCACUCUGGAAAUUACUUUGCAUUGCUGUUGACCAAGGUCUUAAAAGAAGUGUUAGAGGGGCGUUUAGUAGUGCGCGAUUCUUUAUAUAAGAGCAUAAUUUAAGACAGAAGCCUGCACUGUUCAUUAGACAAGAGGAAAAGCACAUUCCAUUUGGACAGGUACCCUUUUGUUCAGUGUAUCUAGCCAACUGAAGUCCUGCUUUUUGGUGUACUUGCCAUGUACGUUACAUGAGGAAGAUGUUUUUAUUAGUAAUAGUUAUGAUACUUUCUGAUAUUUCAAAUGGGAACUCUUAAAUUAGAAAUGUAGAUGCAAUAUAUGUUCCUACUGACCCAUGAUGUAAAUCCUGAGUUCCAUUUCUCCACAUUCUGAAAAGGAAUGAAUCCAUGGCCCUGAUGCUGUGGACUGGUAGAAAUACAGUAUGUAGGUUUUGAAAUGGCUGCCACCCAUUGUGUGUUCAUGUGUUCCUUCUUGAAACCACUGAAAGGCAGUGGUAGCUCAGUGGUAAAGGUACUUGAUUAGUAAUUAGAAGGUUGCAAGCCUUGAUCUAAUCCCUGAUCAAAACCCUUAACCCUCAGUUGCUCAAGCUGUCAUAAUUGUAAAUUAAUUUGGAUUAAAAUGUGUCAAGUAAAUAAUUAUUUUAGAUUUUUUUUUGUUUUGUUACAGACACUAAAGAGUGAAUGUGAUGUAUGUUGGGAGUAUUUUCGUCCCCUAAGUCGCUGAAAUGCAGAAUGACUGGUCUGACUGGUGUUAUGGCCUAUUAAGAAAAAAUAAUGCGUUUUGUCGUUUUAAAUGUUGACACCUCUCUCUAGGUUUUAAACAGAAUCUCAGCUCCUAUCGUACAUUUUGACUUGUGCAAUAGUGCCCUCAACUGUUCAGUGAGAUUUUAUUGAAAAAGCUGAAUGUGGAAAACACUCUUUUUGGUUUGUUUGUUUGUUUGUUUGUUUGUUUAAUUGUUUUUGUUUCCCUUCUUUUGCCAGCCGUGCAACUGCAAAUCUGGUUGUCUUAUUUUUCCUAAAUGUGUUUACAACAGUUUUGUACAAAGACUGAUCUCCUAAACCCCUUAAAUUCUUUCACUUGUUUACUUUAAUCGUUCUUAGAUUCUUCCACCCAUGCAAUCAUACAUGCUUGAUUUGACUAGGCAUAAAAGAGGAAAUAAAGCUCUUAAAUAUU
Molecule: messenger RNA, 3051 nt
Organism: Electrophorus electricus (electric eel)
Lineage: Eukaryota; Metazoa; Chordata; Actinopteri; Gymnotiformes; Gymnotidae
Gene: naa60
Product: N-alpha-acetyltransferase 60, NatF catalytic subunit
Biological process (GO): N-terminal peptidyl-methionine acetylation
Cellular component (GO): Golgi membrane
Molecular function (GO): histone acetyltransferase activity; protein-N-terminal amino-acid acetyltransferase activity
Source: RefSeq, a predicted model, not a curated record